ACUUCUCUCUGUCUCCCAAAUGCCACAGCAGGCGAGUUCCUAUGGAAACCGGUGUCAGAGAGAGCCCCCUGUUUUUACCUGGUGACAUUAACCGUUGUCUUGGCCUCAUCUCCCAUCCCCACCUCGGAGAGCUGAUGUUUGGGAGCAGGGCGGAGUCUGGCCACUCACCACGGCCCUUUACCAGUGACUGUUGGUGGUGCCAUGGGAUCAAGUAGAUCCAACAGGUACAGCAAUGUGUCUGGCAUCUUACAAGACGAACGCCACAAGAUCUCUAGUUUAGGACUCUGUAACGGACAUCCUUCGCCCAAAUUUAGACUGCACGCGCCCUGCAUCUCAGAAGCAGAAGACAGUAGGAGGAGGUCGGGAGCCUCCGCCAUCCUGCCCAGGGAAGAAGGAGAUAUGAACAACUACAACGGGAAGGUUCUGACAAGAGGCUCCAACCAAGUGCGGAGCCGCUUUGUGAAGAAAAAUGGACAGUGUAACGUGGUUUUCAGCAACAUGGAGGAAAGGAGGCAGCGCUACCUGGCCGAUAUCUUCACCACCUGUGUGGAUAUCCGCUGGAGGUACCUGCUGCUCAUAUUCUGCACCAGCUUUGUGGUCUCUUGGCUGUUUUUUGGGAUAAUCUUUUUCAGUGUUUCGCUGGCCCACGGGGACUUUGACGAGCCGCCCACGCUGAAGGGCGACGGGCUGGCGGUGGGAGGCCUGCAUGGACCCGCCGCUGGACACACAGCCGGAGGGCAGAGGAUGCCCUGCAUACUUCACGUCCAGGGGUUUGUGGGGGCGCUCCUGUUCUCCAUGGAGACCCAGACCACCAUCGGUUACGGCUGGCGCUGCGUCACCGAGGAGUGUCCCGUCGCCGUGAUAACGGUGGUGAUCCAGUCCAUUGUAGGAUGCAUCAUUGACUCUUUCAUGAUCGGCACCAUCAUGGCCAAGAUGGCCCGGCCAAAGAAGAGGAACCAGACCCUCAUGUUCUCCAAAAACGCGGUGAUCUCUUUACGCGACGGCAAGCUCUGCCUCAUGUGGAGGGUGGGCAACCUGCGAAGGAGCCACAUCGUGGAAGCUCACGUCCGAGCACAGCUGAUACGCUCGUACGUCACAGCCGAGGGCGAGUUCAUCCCCUUGGAGCAGAUGGACCUCAACGUGGGCUACGACGAGGGCACGGACAGGCUGUUCCUGGUGUCUCCGCUGGUUAUCGUCCAUGAGAUAGACAAAGACAGCCCGCUGUACACCAUCAGCCGAGCAGACCUGGAGGCAGACGACUUUGAGAUCGUUGUGAUCUUGGAGGGGAUGGUGGAGGCCACAGCCAUGACCACCCAGUUCCGCAGCUCCUACCUUUCCAGAGAGAUCUUCUGGGGUCACCGGUUUGAGCCGGUGAUUUAUGAAGACCGGGACCGCUACAAAGUAGACUACGCCCGCUUCCACAAGACCUACGAGGUGCCGUCAACGCCUCAUCUCAGCGCCAAAGAGCUCGACGAAGCCGCAAGUCGAGCAUCUUCCGCCGCUUCGCCUGUUUCUGCCUGCAGGUCCGCGAAAGACUUGAUCCCCCACUCGCUGAGCGCCUUCUGCUACGAGAACGAGGUGGCGCUCAGCUGUGGGGAGGAAGAAGAGGACAUAUUUGACGCCUCUCAGAUCGGUGGAAAGGAGAGAGCUGAGGAAAGAAGGACUUCGGUCACGGUCGACUUCCCAAACAUGUUUCACGACACGGCGACGAUCACCUCAGGCAGUCACAAUGUCAUGUGUGUUUUGGACAUGGACAACAACCAGAUGGAGUUUGACAUCCUUCAGACUGCCAUUCCUCUUGAUCCAGUGACUUACAAGAGUGAACAGGAGAUCUGAAAGGCUGAUCUCUUCUUUCAACCCAAAAAUCUGGAGCUGAUGAUAGAAUUAUUGAUGAUCUGUUCAGCUUUGGUCUGCAUGUACAGAAGCUGAAACCUCCUCUGCCUUUCCAGUGUUGUUUUGCAGGUGUAUUUAUUUCCCGUUCUCCUUACAGUGUUUAGAAAUGAAGAUCGAUUAAGAUUAGAUUACGAGUAACUUUAGGGAAAGGUGAAAUCGAGUGAUUCUGCAGCAUGAGAAAAAAAAAAAACUGAAACAAAGUGAUGACAGACUUUCAGCUCCUUUUCAUCAGGAAAGCACAAUGAUAUAAUAGUUUAGACAUCUAAGUCAUCUUUUAAACUAUAUCCACGUAUUUAACAUAGAUUUAAAUUAACUUUUUUAGAUAUGUAACUGU
This is a messenger RNA of Salarias fasciatus (jewelled blenny), 2227 nucleotides long. RefSeq names its product potassium inwardly rectifying channel subfamily J member 4 (gene kcnj4). Gene Ontology annotation, molecular function: inward rectifier potassium channel activity. NCBI's taxonomy places the organism in Eukaryota, Metazoa, Chordata, Actinopteri, Blenniiformes, Blenniidae. Gene Ontology annotation, cellular component: plasma membrane. The coding region runs from base 202 to 1836 and encodes 544 amino acids. The transcript is spliced from 3 exons. The record is from RefSeq and is a predicted model, not a curated record. Gene Ontology annotation, biological process: regulation of monoatomic ion transmembrane transport; potassium ion import across plasma membrane.